This is a messenger RNA of Nyctereutes procyonoides (raccoon dog), 5268 nucleotides long. RefSeq names its product checkpoint kinase 2 (gene CHEK2). The record is from RefSeq and is a predicted model, not a curated record. Bases 74 to 1708 code for a protein of 544 amino acids. Lineage: Eukaryota; Metazoa; Chordata; Mammalia; Carnivora; Canidae. The transcript has 15 exons. Gene Ontology annotation, cellular component: cytoplasm; nucleus. Gene Ontology annotation, molecular function: ATP binding; protein serine/threonine kinase activity; protein binding. Gene Ontology annotation, biological process: protein phosphorylation; mitotic DNA damage checkpoint signaling.
GCUUGGUUAGCGCCACUCUGCUUGGAUGCAGCUGCUGUGAGUGUUUGGCUCUAGGUGGGCUCACGCGGUCGUGAUGUCUCGGGAGACGGAUGUGGAGUGUCAGCAGUCCCAUGGCAGUGGUGCUUGUUCGCAGUCCCAAGGCACUUUCUCACAGUCUCAAGGCAUCUCCUCGCAGACACACGGCUCCUCCUCACACUCUCAGGGCACAUCCAGCUCCACCAGCACAGCACCCACAUCUAGCCAGUCGUCUCACUCCAGCUCGGGGACCCUGAGCUCCUUAGACACAGUGUCCACCCAGGAACUCUGUUCUAUUCCUGAGGACCAGGAACCUGAAGAGCCUGUCCCUGCCCCUUGGGCUCGAUUAUGGGCCCUUCAGGAUGGAUUCCCCAAUCUUGAGUGUGUUAAUGACAACUACUGGUUUGGGAGAGAUAGAAGCUGUGAAUACUGCUUUGAUGAGCCAUUGCUGAAAAGAACAGAUAAAUACCGGACUUACAGCAAGAAGCACUUUCGGAUUUUCAGAGAAAUGGGUCCUAAAAACUCUUACAUCGCAUACAUAGAAGAUCACAGUGGGAAUGGAACCUUUGUAAAUAGAGAGCUGGUAGGGAAAGGAAGACGCCUUCCUUUGAAUAACAAUUCUGAAAUUGCACUUUCAGUAUGGAGUAAUAAAGUUUUUGUAUUUUUUGAUCUGACUGUAGAUGAUCAGUCAGUUUAUCCUAAGGAAUUAAGAGACGAAUACAUCAUGUCAAAAACUCUCGGAAGUGGUGCCUGUGGUGAGGUGAAGCUAGCUUUUGAGAGGAAAACAUGUAAGAAAGUAGCCAUAAAAAUCAUCAGCAAGAGGAAGUUCGCUAUUGGCUCUGAGAGAGAGGCAGAUCCAGCUCUCGAUGUUGAAACAGAAAUAGAAAUUUUGAAAAAGCUAAAUCAUCCUUGUAUCAUCAAGAUCAAAGACUUUUUUGAUGCCGAAGAUUAUUAUAUUGUUUUGGAAUUGAUGGAAGGAGGAGAGCUGUUUGACAGGGUGGUGGGGAAUAAGAGGCUGAAAGAAGCUACGUGCAAACUCUAUUUUUACCAGAUGCUCCUGGCUGUACAGUACCUUCAUGAAAAUGGCAUUAUACAUCGGGACUUAAAGCCAGAGAAUGUUCUACUCUCAUCUCAAAAAGAGGACUGUCUUAUAAAGAUUACUGAUUUUGGGCAGUCUAAGAUUUUGGGGGAGACCUCUCUCAUGAGAACCUUAUGUGGUACUCCCACCUACCUGGCUCCUGAGGUUCUUAAUUCCUUUGGGACUGCUGGAUAUAACCGAGCGGUGGAUUGCUGGAGUUUAGGAGUUAUUCUUUUUAUUUGCCUUAGUGGGUACCCACCUUUCUCUGAGCAUAAGACUCAAGUGCCCUUGAAGGAUCAGAUCACCAGUGGAAAAUUCAACUUCAUUCCUGAAGUCUGGGCAGAGGUCUCAGAAAAGGCCCUGGAUCUUGUCAAGAAGUUGUUGAUGGUGGAUCCAAAGGUGCGUUUUACAACAGAAGAAGCUUUAAGACACCCGUGGCUUCAGGAUGAGGACAUGAAGAGAAAAUUUCAGAAUUUACUUUCUGAAGAAAAGAAGUCUACAGCUCUACUCCAGGUUCCAGCUCAGCCUUCCACAAGUCGAAAGCGGCUUCUUGAAGGGGAAGCAGAGGAUGCUGACACCACAAAGCGUCUGGCUGUGUGUGCUGCUGUGUCGUGAACACUGGUUGAACAUGAAAGACCCCAACCUUCUUGAAUCCUGCUGCCAUUUUCUUUAAAUCUGUUUAUUGUAGUUUUAAUUUUAAUUAUGCGAACAGUGGUUUUUUCCCAAUCAUCAAUACAUAAUUCCAAACCUAGUGAAACCUGAACCUUGUGCUUCUGCUUGAUAAGGAGCUCUUUACUUGCAUGGCUUUUUUGUGUAUUUGCAGUUUUUGCUUUCUGUCUGGUGCUUUACAUUGGCUGGAACCUGGUGGGUAUCCCUGGUCUCAGCCUGGGCAAGCUGCAUACAAAUUUGAAAGGUCCUUUAGCAAGUUGCUGGGAAAGGUGCACAGCAAGGUUGGGGUGGAUUUUGUAGAGCCUGACUGAUUGCCAAAGUCCUCAUGAGAUAGGAGGUACUUUGGUACCGUAUCCCAGGAACCAGUUUUAAAUUCUCAUUCUCACCCAUAUAAAGAUACAGGUCCAUCAUCACUGGAACUAUGGGACCAGAAAAGUUGUAAUAUUAGAAUAUUUACUGAUUUUAGGAAGGAUACAUGGCACAUUGACUCUAUUUUGUAACACCCAGCAGAGUCCUAUAACCAAACACUUAAAUAUGUUUGCAGCAAAUAUUCACAAUAAAACAGUUAGAAAAGACGAUUAGUGCCGCAUGUCAAUUCAGGUCAGCUUUUUUCUGUCAAAGGAGUUAGGGGAUGACUCUCAGAUUUCAAAGCUGUUUGGAUUUUAGAAAUACAGAUAAGGCAUGUGGGCAUUUCAUGUUGAGCCAACAAUGACCGAGAAGGCCCUGUAUAAAGUCCUUCCCUUGGCUGGUCUUGUCUAGUCCUCACAGUGAUGUUAUGGUAUAAGUCCUCUGACUGCCCAAAUGUCGUAGGUGAGAAACCCAGGAUGAAAGAGCAAGGUGACUUGUCCAGUGUCACAGAGCAAAUGUCAGAGGUGGGACCCAACUCAGGUCUUUCUCACUCUAAUAUUCCUCAUCUUCUCGGACUCAAAUACAGUCAGACUCAGGAAUGUUGAAAUGGGCUCAACAUGAAAUGCCCACAUGCCUUAUCUGCAUUUCUAAAAUCCAAACAGCUUUGAAAUCUGAGAGUCAUCCCAUAACUCCUUUGACAGAAAACAACUGAUCUGAAUUGACUCACACUGACAAAACUCACAAGAGACUGAUAUCUAAAUCCUAAAUGCCAGUGUGUUCAAUUACUACAAGAGGGUACAGCUCCAUGAUCUGUGGAAGUUGGGAUAACGUGGUGGCAAGGAACAAAAGCUCAUUCAUUCAUGAUAAAGGGGAUUUGAUUCAAGGUUAUAGAUGUCUGGACCUGGGAUCCAUGAGGAGCCCACGCAUUUGUAAUGCUUGGUUCCUCUUGUCUCUUUGACGCACUGAUUUUGCUUCCCAUGUAUCUUUGACUUGUUGAUAGUAGGCCACAUUAUAGCUCACUGGUCAUAUCAUGAGUUGAAUGCCAAUGCCUUGAUUCUGAUGCCACUGAUGAGCCAACCAGGGCAUCGGUGCACACAGCUGUUGCUGUGGGCAGUUAGUGGUGGUUGACAAUUUCCAUUAGAAGGGUGAGCAAGCAUUCUGAGGCUUGGCUAGCCUGGUGUUUGUGUGUGUGUAUGGGUGGGGGGUAGAUGGGGAUUUAAGUGGUUUGCAUAUUUAAAAGAAGGAGACUGAGAUUGCCAAAUUAGAUGGGUUUUUAGCUCAUUUGAAUAUGUACUGUGAAGGCUGUGGUUUCUUAGGGCAUUUUUCCCCUCUUGGAGCAGAGUCAGCAAGCUCCUCUCUGUUUCCAGAGCACUUUUUAUUUGCUCCCUCUGAUUAUACCGACCAUAGUAGAUAGAAUAAUGGCUCCCAAAGAUGAUCUCAUCCCAAUCCCCAUCAUGUAUGAAUAUGUUCCUUUACGUGGCAAAGGAGAUUUUGCAGAUGUGAUUGAGUUAAGGAUCCUGAGAUGGGAAGACUAUCCUUCUUUUCUGGGUGGGUCCAACAUCAUCACAAUGUUUCUUUUGAGAGGGACACCAAAGGAGUCAGAAGAGAAUGGAGUGAGCUGCUUUGAAGAGGGAGGAAAGGGCCAUAAGCCAAGUGAUACAGGUGGCCACUAGAAGCUGAAAAAAGGCAAGGACAUGGAUUCUCCCCUCAGAGCCUCUCCUGGAGGGACCAGUCCUUUACAUCUUGACUUUCACUAGUAGAAAUGAUUUCAGGCUUUUGAACUACAAAACUAUAUAAGAGAAUAAAUUUGUGUUGUUUUAAACCACCCAAUUUGUGGUAAUUUUUUAUAGAGGCCAUAGGAAACUACUAUAUUCCUCAAUAAAGAGAUGUCAACUGCUUAUUUAUUUAUUUUAAAGAUUUUAUUUAUUUGAGAGAGAGGGAGAAACAACCAAGAGUGGGGUGGGAGGCUGGCUAGGGUCAGAGGGACAGGGAGAGGCUGAUGUGGGGCUCCGUCCCAGGACCCUGGGAUCAUGACCUGAGCUAAAGGCAGAUGCUUAACUGACUGGGCCACCCAGAUGUCCCUCAGCUGCUUAUUUGGGGCCACCCAGCAUCCACUUCUUCUGACCACUCCAAUUUUCUUUUAAGGCAAUUCUUUUUCCUUAUCUCAUGGGGGAAAAGGGGAAAUGGUAAAACUAAAUGUCUGUCUGGUCUCCUACCUAGAGGUGGGCCCAAGACUUUGAAACAUGAGCAAAUGGAGCCUGGAUGGCAACACUAGUGGUAGAAACAAUAUCGUGUCAGUAUGAGCUCUUUGUACUUCCUGACUUUGGCUUUGAAAUUACUGAGCUUUUGUGUCCUUAUCUACAAGGUAGGUGCAAUAAGAGUAUGUCUCAUAUGGUGUUUUUGAGGAUUGAAUGGGGGAAGGCCAUUUAAAGUGUCUACAUGUAAUAAGGGAUCUGUCAUUGGUGGCUUCCAUCAUUAAAGGUGGGAGGACCACAUAAGUACCUAGAGGGGAGCCAUAGAAAAUCCUUGAGCAGGGAAGUAGUGCAGUCUGUUCAGGUUUUGGGGGCAGAGGCACACACAAGAUGGGCAGAUAAUUGAGAUGCCUUUGACCUAACAUUUGGGAAAUGUCAGGACUGGGUGGAUGGUGAGAGCAGAGGUGGAGGGGCAAUUUCCAGUGGCUGAAGUAACUGCCACUCCCUUCUGCAGAACAGGCAUGUUGUUCCACCUGCUGCAUGCCUAGAUAAUGGUGGAGUGGACACCUUUUAUUUGUGCCUGUCCUCAUCUGAUGCCUCUUGUGACAACUGUAUCGCUAUUUUCCUGGGGGAGGUGUCCCUCUUCUCACUCCCCUGACCCCAUCCCCUUCCUAGGGGGCUCAGUAUAGCCAGGUUUGGCCACUCUUGCUGUGAUCAGCUCAGGUAGGGACUUCAAAUAAGUGCAAUGAGUCAACCCUGAGACUGGCUGCAAUUAUUGGCAAAUAGCUCUGGCUUUCCUGAUCAUAUAUGAGCUAAGUGCUGCCCAGGACACUGGAGAGAGCUGCAUGAGAAAGAAGGCAUCCAAGAGGCAAGCAGAGCUGAAAGAGAUUCAAGAUUUAAGUCCUUGUUUGAACACCUCGAUCCAGCUAUGCCUGAAGUGAGCUACCACCCAGAGACUUUUCAAUU